AUUUAUAUAACCUCAAAUCUAUAAAAAUUCCCAAAUAGUUACUUUAUUUUUUUUGUGUGCAAUAAUUUUCACUGAAAACUUUACGCAACGCCCAUUAGCCCAAUAAUAUUGCCAACAUGUCCGACUUCGAGAAUCUGUCCGGUAACGAUAAGGAGCUGCAGGAGUUUCUUAUGAUUGAAAAACAAAAGGCACAGGUCAAUGCACAGAUACACGAGUUCAAUGAGAUUUGCUGGGAGAAGUGCGUUGGCAAGCCGAGCACCAAACUCGAUCAUGCCACCGAGACAUGCCUUAGCAAUUGCGUAGACCGUUUCAUAGACACUUCAUUGUUGAUAACACAGCGCUUUGCCCAAAUCCUACAAAAGCAGAGCUCCGGCAGCAUGUAGAGGGCGGCGGGACCAGAGCCCUAAGGUACACCUAAGCUAAUUCCUAAAAAUUUAUCUGUAAGAAGUUUUUUUUUAAUGUGCGGUGCUAAAUUUAACUUAUCGUCGUUCACCGUGCGACAAAAAAUAUUUAAACUUCGAAAUUCUGUGAACCAAAUAAGACAACAUGCAUACAGCUACCGUACAUACAUAACAUGUAUAUGUAUAUUUGAUUUGAUUUGCUUUUGUUGAACGUUUGUUACAAAAAAAAUAAGAACAGUAAAUA
This is a messenger RNA of Drosophila busckii, 645 nucleotides long. RefSeq names its product mitochondrial import inner membrane translocase subunit Tim8 (gene Tim8). Bases 117 to 383 code for a protein of 88 amino acids. NCBI's taxonomy places the organism in Eukaryota, Metazoa, Arthropoda, Insecta, Diptera, Drosophilidae. The transcript has 2 exons. The record is from RefSeq and is a predicted model, not a curated record.